GGCAGAGACGCCGAGACCAUUCUCGAUUCCGCUGCAACGACGAUGGAACGCUAUACCAUCCUGGAGCCGUCGGCCCCAGAAAUCGACGACGCCCCCGAGCUCCUCCCGAACAUAGUCCUCGCCACCGACAGACAGACCGCAGAAGUUGUCGCGAUCAAGCGACUCGAGAUCGUCGCGGACAAAGCAACAUGCCGCGUCGACGAACACGUUGCCAUGGAACGCAGGAUACAUAAACAUGUCAAGAAAGUUGGUGGUCAUACGAACAUCCUCCGCCUUCGAGACAGCUUCCAAAUGCAAGGCGUCGAGCAUCUCGUGACGGACCACUGUGCCCGUGGCUCCCUCUUCGACGUCCUCAAAGCCACAACGGACAAACGCUUUGACGUGGCGACGGGUUUGAUGUAUGUGGGUCAAAUCGCGGACGGCCUGGUCUUCCUGCGGUCCCUUGGCUAUGCGCACUGCGACCUGUCGCUCGAAAACAUCCUCGUCGACGAAACCAACACGUGCAAGCUGUGUGAUUUUGGCCACGCCGCCGACGCCUCGGUCAAACAAACGGCCGUCGUCGGCAAGUACUUUUACAUGGCGCCAGAGUUAUACGACGGCAGGGGCUACGACGCCAGCCAGACAGAUGUGUGGUCGCUCGGCAUCCUGCUUUUCAUCAUGGUCACGGGGGUGGCGCCAUUCCGACAAGCUCGCGUGUUGGACGAUCAUUUCGAACUGUUCAAGCAACGCGGUCUCGCCGCGCUGUGCGACCACUUGAGCGUGAAUCAAUUGAUCCCAGACGACGUCUUCGAUUUGCUUGACGCCAUGCUUCAAAUUCACCCGUCGACGCGUGCCACCAUCAAGGAUGUGGUUGCGGCAGUCGGUCACUCCAACCAACGCCACAGCGACGUUUCGUCAGCAACGUCCGAGCCGACAUCGCCCACCCAUCCGAUCAUGCGGCGAAAGCUCUCCAUGUUCCAAAAGGUGCUGGAUCCCUUCAAAGCGUCGUUCCAACGAUCAAAGUACCGAAGCACGUUCUAGACGCACGCGUCUAAGUCUAGCCCGAUAAUUUAUUCGCAUCACAGUUGUUUACCUUCUGCCAUGCAACCGACUGAGUGGGGGAUUGUUGCUCCCAGUGCUCGCAUGCGGCAUACUCCUCGAUUUAAUAGCGACGAUACUGGCGGGGGUGG
Molecule: messenger RNA, 1169 nt
Organism: Aphanomyces invadans
Lineage: Eukaryota; Oomycota; Saprolegniomycetes; Saprolegniales; Verrucalvaceae
Product: serine/threonine protein kinase
Exons: 1
Coding region: 43-1020 (325 amino acids)
Biological process (GO): protein phosphorylation
Molecular function (GO): ATP binding; protein kinase activity
Source: RefSeq, a predicted model, not a curated record